AUGACAUUCCUUCGCCUUCAUCUUCAUGAAGACCUAAAGAGGGAAAACCGUACUGUCGAGAACCCUUUUGAGUUAUGGAAAAACAUUCAAGAAAGAUUUGACCACCUGAAGUUGGUCUUCCUCUCUAAAACUCGCUACAAGUGGGUUCAUUUAAGGCUACGAGACCAUAGGACUGUUAGUGAGUACAACUCUGCCCUUCUUCGCAUCACCUCUGAGCUUGAAUUAUGUGGUGAACAAAUCACCGACAAAGACAUGAUUGAGCAAACUAUCUCAACGUUCCAUUUAUCCAACAUGCUCCUGGCGCAGCAGUACAGGGAACGUAAUUUUACAAAAUAUUCUGAGCUCAUAUCAUGUUUGUUGGUCGCGGAACAAAACAACAAGCUCAUACUACAAAAUCAUUAA
This is a messenger RNA of Helianthus annuus (common sunflower), 402 nucleotides long. RefSeq lists its product as uncharacterized. The coding region runs from base 1 to 402 and encodes 133 amino acids. Lineage: Eukaryota; Viridiplantae; Streptophyta; Magnoliopsida; Asterales; Asteraceae. The transcript has a single exon. The record is from RefSeq and is a predicted model, not a curated record.